Molecule: messenger RNA, 1255 nt
Organism: Aegilops tauschii subsp. strangulata
Lineage: Eukaryota; Viridiplantae; Streptophyta; Magnoliopsida; Poales; Poaceae
Molecular function (GO): RNA binding
Source: RefSeq, a predicted model, not a curated record
ACCCUACCCUAUCCGUCUCCGCUUGCUUCUCCUCCUCCCUCUCCCCUCCGCUCCUAUAUCAGCCACCGCGACGACCCCCUCGAGAGGCCACCGCGACUAUCUCCACCGACCGCAAACCACAGAGCACCCGUCGUAGUCCGAGCGAGAGGAUUCGCGUCUGCGCGUCGGCGAAGAAGGUCGAGGAGGAGCAGCGCCCAUGGAUCGCUACCAGAGGGUCGAGAAGCCGCGGGAGGAGGCGCCCAUCGGCGCCAACGAGAUCCGCAUCACGGCGCAGGGCCGCACCCGCAACUACAUCACCUACGCCCUCGCCCUGCUCCAGGAAGAAGCCACAGAUGAAAUUGUUAUAAAGGCUAUGGGAAGGGCUAUCAACAAGACAGUGGCCAUUGUGGAGCUUCUCAAGAGAAGGAUUGCUGGUCUCCAUCAGAAUAACUCCAUUGAAUCAAUCAAUAUAACUGACACUUGGGAGCCGUUGGAAGAAGGCCUGAAUGUACUCGAGACUACUCGCCAUGUUUCCUUGAUUACCAUUACCUUGUCAAAGAAAGAGCUGGAUACAUCGUCUCCUGGUUACCAGCUACCGAUACCAGCUGAUCAGGUCAGGCCACCAACAGAAUUUGAUCAGGAUGCAGAGGACGUGCCAAGUGGCCGUGGAAGAGGCCGUGGUCGCCGGGGAAGGGGCAGGGGAAGAGGAGGGUUCAGUGAUGGAGGGGCAGAUUAUGAUGAUGAGAAUGGAGACAUGGAAGGUCCACGGGGAUAUCGUGGCAGAGGGAGAGGAAGGGGUAGGCGUGGGUCCUUUGGGCCUGGAAGGGGUUAUGGUGGUGAUGGGUAUGGCUAUGUAAAUGAAGAAGCUGGUGGGUAUCAUGGCAUGGAGCAUAAUGGGCCUCCUGUGCAAGGAUAUGAGGGUGAUGGAGGAAGGGGCCGUGGUCGAGGCCGAGGUCGUGGACGUGGCCGUGGACGCGGUGGGGGUCGUGGCCGUGGACCAUUUCCUCAAGGAUCUCCUCAAGAGUAGAUUGGCUGGCCCAUCGACUGAAUGCGACAAGUCUCAUCUUUGCUAGAUUAAUGGCUGUUGUAUCUGGUUAGGUUUAUGUUUAAAGUUGAUAGAGUGACUCAGUGUGGGGGGGAUGAGGCUAGUUAUGAUUUUGUAGCUAGGUUAAUUCUUCCAUUUGCUUUCAUAUACCAGACCUGGUUAUCAUUCCAACUGUGCAUUGUAGCAUCCUGAAUGUGUUUAUCAUUAAAUCUAGCUCAGAAAAUUUGUUUA